Messenger RNA from Drosophila grimshawi, 880 nucleotides. Its product is annotated as probable pseudouridine-5'-phosphatase. The transcript is spliced from 4 exons. Bases 111 to 806 code for a protein of 231 amino acids. NCBI's taxonomy places the organism in Eukaryota, Metazoa, Arthropoda, Insecta, Diptera, Drosophilidae. Gene Ontology annotation, molecular function: phosphatase activity. The record is from RefSeq and is a predicted model, not a curated record.
UUCGUGUUCUGUUCCGCUGAACAGUUGAUUUCGGCUAGUCCUGGAAGAAGUGCAUAUAUACAAUAUAAAUAUACGUUUAAUUACAAGGUUACAUAACAAGUGUUGCAAAAAUGGCCCAAAAAGUGUUGCGAAAUGUGACGCACUGCAUCUUCGAUAUGGAUGGACUGCUGCUGGAUACGGAACGUAUUUAUGAGGAUAUCACACGGCAAAUAGCUGGCAGUUUUGGUCGUCCGUAUCCGGUGGCGGUGCGUUUCCGGGUUAUGGGCACAACCGAAAGAUGCUCAGCAGAAAUCGCUGUUGACGAAUGCCAAUUGCCAAUUAGUGUUAACGAUUUCCUGAAACGAUAUCACAAAAUGUGCGGCGAACGUCUACAAAAGGUGCCGUUGCUCGAAGGUGCUGAGCGCCUUUUGCGUCAUUUGCACACCCACAAGGUGCCCAUUGCCCUGGCCACCAGUUCCGGUGCGGAGAUGGUCGAACUGAAGACGACUCAUCAUCGGGAACUCUUCGAGCUGUUCCAUCAUCGUGUCUGCGGCUCCUCGGACAGCGAGGUGAAAGAAGGCAAACCCGCACCAGAUAUAUUCUUGGUGGCAGCUGGUCGCUUUAGCGAUAAGCCGACGCCGGAGAAUUGUUUGGUUUUUGAGGAUUCGCCGAAUGGCGUCGAGGCUGGCAAAAGUGCCGGAAUGCAGGUGGUAAUGGUGCCCGAUGAGCGUCUCUCCCCGGAACGUUGCGCAAAUGCCACGCAAGUGUUGCGCUCCUUGGAGGAUUUCAAGCCGGAGCAAUUUGGUCUGCCGCCAUUUAGUAAUUGAAUGUAGAAUGUAGAUUCAUGUUUGUAUUUGUGUAUAUGUGUGUGCUACUUAAACAAAUAAAUAUAAAAAUAUGA